Molecule: messenger RNA, 3918 nt
Organism: Ceraceosorus bombacis
Lineage: Eukaryota; Fungi; Basidiomycota; Exobasidiomycetes; Ceraceosorales; Ceraceosoraceae
Source: the annotation of a GenBank genome assembly
AUGCGACCACUGGUGCUGCCAGCUGCGAGGUGGAGCCGCACACCAGACGAGCUGCGGGAGGAUCCAGCAGCAGUGUCAUCCAGGGCGCCUCCUCCUUCGUAUCCAGACCACGUCCACUCGCCUUCUUUGCCCCCUUCCAAUGCAGCUGGUGGCUGGCCAACUCAGCCGCCUCCCACCCCCGCUCCGAUCGUGCUACCCAGCACGAAUGGCCCACUGAAACCAUGGCUGGGACUUCGAGCACGGCUCUUCCUCUCUUUACUAUCGCCAAGUCUGUUGGCCCUCAUCUUUGUUGGCGCAACGAUUUUGAUGGGAGCGGACGAUGUGGAUGAUAAGGUCAACGCUGCUAAGCAGAGAAUGACUUCUGCGUGCGCAAGUGCAGAGGGCUCGGCAAGCGCGGCGAUGAGCUUGCCAAGAUAUCUGGCCGAUCGAGCCAAUGCUCAGACCGCAGAGACCAUCGAAGCGACAGUACGAGGCGUUGGUCGCGUGCUUGAUCUUUCGUGAGCUUGGUCCGUCAUGCGCGAUCCACGCUGGCAUACAUUUUGAUCUGACCUCUAUUCAUGGUGUGCUCAGCUUGACUGCCAUUGAACGGCUGCUAGUCUUUCUCGUAGAUUCCUAUCGCUCCCUUUUCCUUUGCUUCAUCGAGCUGCUAGUGCGUGGCUCCUUGAGCUUGCUCAUCGCUGCCGUCGCAGCGCUCAAUGAAGGUGUGCAUGCGAUAGCAGGCGGUCUGAAGGAUGCGCUCCAGUCAUCAGUCUCCGGAGUCAACUCGUUUCUUAGUGCCACGCUCGGCGGAAUCAACGAUGUCAUUGGGGUGUUCGGACAACAUGUCAACGUACCGACUAUUCAGCCGCCUGAUCUUGCGUGAGUCGAAUGCGAUCGGUAUUUCGCCUGGCUGAUGGGCAGCACAAGCUAAUCAGCAAGAUUCGCUCCACAGCGCCCUCGACAAUGUCAGCCUGCCUACUUCCUUCGAUGAGGGAUUGCGUAGACUGAACAGUAGCCUGCCUACGCUGUCGGAGCUGAGAGCGAAAGUCGACGGGAUGAUCUCCGGGCCUUUUGAGCAGCUCAGAGCUGAAGUGAACACCAGUGCGUCAUUUAUAGCGCGUUAAGACUUGCCUUGUGCGCAAUGCUGAACGCAUCCGUGUACUGUCAUGAAAUUCAGCGGUGUCCGCUUUUCAGUUUGACAGGUCCCUUCUGCCAUUGCCUGAGGCUCGCAUCGCUUCUUUUUGCGCGGACAUCGACAUGCAGCCGCUCGACGAUCUGGCUCAUGACCUUCGCAAACUCGCUUAUUGGGCGACAGCGAUUAUCGCCUUCGUUGCGCUGGCGUUCGCAUUGCUGACAAUGGCCAUGGAAUGGUGGUCUUGGCGGUCCCUGCGGCGACACGUUGAGAAUACUCGAGAUGCUUGGAUUGCGGCAGACGGCUUUCCUUCGACGAUGUCUGGCAGCACAAACAGAGAUUCGAAGACGUCCAACUUGACAGGCUCUUCUGAGGCCGCAGCGCGACACCGAGGCGUGCUGACGACGCCGUCUUUAUUCUCUCUUCUCCAACUCUCGUCUCACCCUUUGCUAUCGUUGCUGGCCUUCCGUUUGGCUAAGCCGCUAGGGAUACGGUCCUCCGAAGCUAAAGCUAGUCUGAGAUGGUGGCUGGCGUGGAUCUCGCAUCCUAUUGCGGUAGCAGCGCUGAUUAUCGGCACUGUCGGCUUGGCGUCGAGUCAACUCCAGAUCCUGGCGCUGCGUGGAGUGCAGGAACGUUACGAAGGGGUGAGAAUUCUUGAUACUUCGAUCAAGGUCACACUGAGCUGACUCGUGGACGUUCGUUUCGAUUGGUGGACCCUCUCACUAACAACAGAAAAUUGACGGUUCUUUCACCACGAUGGGAGACAAAGUACUCGCUCAGCUCAAUCGGGGCCUCACGGACGCAAGUCACGAUUUCGCAAAUCGCAGCAACGAGAUGAUCAUUGGAGCUCAGAAUGGUCUGGUGAGUCAGCUUGGAUGCCGCCUCGACCGCAUGUCAGCGGGCUCUGAUACUGCAUACUGCUUGGUACGAACAGAAUGACAAUCUAUUUGCCUGGGUCAACGCGACGACCUCCACCAUGAAUAAUACUCUCAACGAGAUGAUUGAGGGUAUAGCAGGGGCACUCAAUGUGAGCUCUUUCUCAAGCGUGAAGGGUUUCGUGAAGGAGGGCAACUGAUCAGGGCAACACCUUUCAUUCUUAGGACUCUUUCGCCUCGACACCGCUAUAUACACCUGUGCAGGGCUUCAUCGAUUGCGCCCUCCUUUCCAAGCUGAGGAGCAUUGAGCAAGCUCUGACCUGGCUGCAAACCAAUGCGCAUGUCGAGUUCGAACAUAUUUCACCCGACAUUCUCCAGCUCAGUCAUGCUCGCUCUGAUGAGCUUGUUGCACCGAUCAAGCAAGCCGCUCUUGGAUCGCCACAAGACCACAACGACGGCGUGGUUGGAGGCAUUGUCAGCUCCUACAUCAAGCAUUUGCGCCAUCAGCAAAUCCUCUACCUCAUCUUCGUGGGCUUGUAUUGCCUUGCGUGGAUCGCAGGCACCUGUAUCGUUUUGGCGCACUCCACCAAAGGUGUCGGCAGGAGUCACGCUUACCCGAAGAGCGGCAUCACUCCUUAUCCAUUCACUCGGCACGAACCUCCGUCUCCAGCGUAUGAAGAGCGUGCGAAUGAUCGAGACGGCAGUGUUCGAGGCCACCACAGCAUCACUCCACCCUUGCAUCCAGAUGUUGUAGCGCAAUUGCAAAAUUCGCGGAGCGCUACUUGUGGCGCAGGCGAGCAGGCAGACGCGGGAGGGCAGUAUUGGCGACGAGAUCAGUCACAUCAACCAGGCGCAGCGACCAAUCAAAGCUGGGAGUCGAUUCUGGACGCUAGAAGCGCGACAAGAGCCGCAGCGCAGCAAACUCCCAGCUCGACACUUUACGUGCCAUGGUUCUUGCAGAGAUCACCAUCGGAUGCGCCAAGAAUGACAGCGAGCAAGCAAAGUGUCAACUCUGUCUUGUCGCAUCUUCGACCAGAGGAAGAAGCGCGAGUCGUCUGUGGCGCACGGAGCCCAUCAAAUUACUCUAUUGAGAGCGGACCUGCCUGCAGCACCCUUGCGCAUCCUGAACGAGACCCACGGGGCGUGACUCGAAGAAUCAGCGACAUCUUUGUCAAGGGCCUGCAAUGGUGGUUCAGUGCGCCAGAAGCAAAGCAGGAGAAUGACGAAGCUGCGCGUUGUAUAGGCGCUAAAUUGGUAGCAGAUCAGAGCUCGGAAGCCUCUCCUUUGGUGGCAUGCUCAGGGGAUGCCACCAGCUUGCUGCCCGACGCAGCUGACGUCGAUCCGGCGCGAUGGGAGCAGACUCAUGAUUCCACGCACAACUUGCGCUUCACUGUCACUCCCAUGUUGGAAGUGGAAGCUCGUCGACAGCAAUCAGCGCCACGGGGCUGCACUACCGAUCGUAUCAACGAUGCUACAGACAAGCAGUGCGCACUGUCAUCGCAAUCAGCUCCAGCCCAUACUGUCGCGUCGCAAGGCACUCAAGAUAGCGCGAUCUAUACGCACACGGACAUUUCGCCCUCUUCUCCUCUCUCAACGUUACCCGCGCCACCGGUGCCCACAGCUCAACCGCCCCGCAAAGCUGUCCGACCCCACUCUCUGCGAGCGUCGACGACGCCAGCUUCUUUCGCUCAGCCCUCGCGCCUCUCGCUGCCAAGCGCACCUAGCAAGCCUCAAGGACCCCGGCAAUUUCGAAAGCCUGUUCCACUACGCGCGACACGUGGCGCGUUCCUCAAGAAUCACCUUCUUUACCCUUCGCAGCGCAGCCCGAACACCCGUCUCAGCACCAUCCAGGAAAGCGCUCACUCCUCUUCGACCUCCGCCUCCUAUGUUGGAAGGGUUCCUUUUCCCGCUGCUGGCCCAGCAUACUUCUGA